CGAUAGACUACGACUAUGAACACACCGACUCUCAUAACAAGGGGUAGCAACCAGCUUCGAAUUCUUUUACAACCUCAAGUAAGUAUCGACAUCAAUCAAAAGCAAGUGGAGCAAGUGGAAGAACUAGCUGAACAGCAAGUAGAGCAGGUUGCUAGAAGAAGAAGACCACCUGGAGUUAGUUCUUUUGAAUUCCAGUGAUGGAGCAGCAGCAGGAGAUGCAAAAACCAGUAGCCCUAAUCGUAGGCGUCACAGGAAUGGCCGGCCUGAGCCUAGCCGAGGCUCUCAAGGGUCUAACCGCACCAGCCGGGCCAUGGACAGUCUACGGCGCAGCUCGCCGUCCAAAACCCACCACCUGGUUCCCUUCCUCCAUUCUCGACCGUUACAUCACCUUCGACGCCGUCAACUUAAACGACACGAAACUCCACCUCUCUCCCAUCUCCAACCAAGUCACCCAUAUCUUCUGGGUCGCCAUCCAAGUCCGUGACACCGAGGAAGCUAACGUUGCCGUUAACUCCCUUAUGCUCUCCAACGUUCUCAACGUCCUCACUUCAUCUCCUGGUUCUCGUCUCCGCCAUAUCACCAUCCAAACAGGUACCAAACACUAUAUGGGCCCAAUCUUCGACUCGGCCCACUCCGGCCAACUCGUCCCACACGACCCACCAUUCAUGGAAGACUCUCCUCGCCUUCCUUUCCCCAACUUCUACUACGCUCUUGAAGACUUCGUAGCCUCAUACGCCGCCAGUAAAGGGUUCACAUGGUCGGUACAUCGAUCUUCCAUCAUCAUCGGUGCUUCCGCUCGUAGCGUAUACAAUGCGCUACUUACGUUAGCGGUGUACGCCUCGAUCUGUCGCCACGAGGGCAAACCGUUCAGGUAUCCUGGUACACGGUACACCUGGGAUCAUUUUUGUGACAUGUCAGACGCACGAGUCCUGGCAGAGCAGCAAAUUUGGGCAGCGGCAGUGUCGGAGACGGCGAAGAACCAGGCCUUCAACUGCACCAAUGGUGACGUGUUUACAUGGAAGAGCCUCUGGAAAGUGUUGUGUGAAAUAUUUGAGGUUGAAUUUCUCCCUUUCAAUGAGACAGAGACGUUCGAUUGGGUGGCGGAGAUGAAAGAGAAAGGGAGUGUUUGGGAUGCUAUAGUGGAAGAGAAUGGGCUAUGUAAGACAAAGAUGGAGGAGAUCACAUGCUUCUCUGCGCUCAACAUGGUUUUGCAGUUCAAGUUUCAGCACGUUUGUAGUAUGAACAAGAGUAGAGAAUUUGGGUUCUUUGGGUAUGUUGAUACGCUUAAGAGUAUGGGAAUGUGGGUGGAGAAGCUGAGAUAUAUGAAAAUCAUUCCUCCUACAACUGCCACAGGAAGAAGAUAGAUAAUUUUGGUCAUUGAAUGUUUAUGAACAAAUAUAAAUUCUCAUGUUAAAAUUAAGAUGGAGACUCAUUAAUAUCCCCCAAUGUAUAUGGGCGUAUGAAACAAUCGAGUAAUAUAACUCUUUUAUUUUCUGGUUC
This is a messenger RNA of Macadamia integrifolia, 1500 nucleotides long. RefSeq names its product (S)-8-oxocitronellyl enol synthase CYC2-like. NCBI's taxonomy places the organism in Eukaryota, Viridiplantae, Streptophyta, Magnoliopsida, Proteales, Proteaceae. Bases 198 to 1364 code for a protein of 388 amino acids. The record is from RefSeq and is a predicted model, not a curated record. The transcript has 3 exons.